AUGCCCAGGCAUCAUGCCUUCGCCAAUGGCUACGGAGAUGACAAGAAGCGGGAUAGCGACGUGUACAGAUCCUACACGGACCGCUCAGACCUUGAAUCCAAAUACAUAUGGGGCAUGAACGACCUACAUGACCCUGACGACGAGAAAGAUGCAAAACGAUUUCACAACUACAAGCCCGCGCGAAGUCCGCUGCAGAACAGAUCCCGCCUGAUCAAACAGUUCGCCGCCGGCGUUAUACUGUUCGUCGUCUUCUUAUACACAUUCCUGCCCUCGUCGCAGUUUCGCGAGCAGUCUCCUACAGAUGUCUUUGAGGUCUACGACAUAGAAACAUUACGAUACUACGAUUUGAGCGAUAAUGUCGGCACGUCAGUAGGAUGGGAACGGGAAGAAAGAGUGCUCCUCUGCACACCUUUACGAGAUGCCGCACCGCAUCUGCCCAUGUUCUUUGCACAUCUUCGAAAUUUCACAUACCCACACCACCUUAUCGACCUUGCAUUUCUGGUUAGCGACUCGAAAGACAACACCGAAUCCCUUCUUACCGAACUGCUUGAGGCACUACAGAAUGACGAAAGUCCAACAAUGCCAUAUGGCGAGAUAUCAGUGAUACACAAAGAUUUCGGCCAGGCCGUGGGUCAAGAUGUGGAGAGCAGACAUGGCUUUGCAGCGCAGGCAGGUCGGCGGAAGCUCAUGGCUCAGGCUCGCAACUGGCUGCUAAGUGCAGCAUUGCGGCCAUACCAUAGUUGGGUGUAUUGGAGAGAUGCAGACGUUGAGACGUGCCCAUUCACGAUCCUGGAAGAUCUCAUGCGGCACGACAAGGAUGUCAUUGUGCCUAGUAAAUGUUUGGCGACCUUUGCCCGACUGGCUCGGUGGAGAGCAACCCUACGAUCUCAACUCAUGCAAGAAUCCGAGACCGCUCUCGCACUGGCCGAUACACUAGACGAAGACGCUGUCAUAGUAGAAGGCUACGCAGAAUAUGCUACAUGGCGACCACAUCUGGCAUACCUUCGAGAUCCCUACGGCGACCCGGACGUUGAGAUGGAGCUGGACGGCGUCGGAGGUGUUUCCAUCCUCGCCAAGGCACGAGUCUUCCGAGCUGGAGUUCACUUCCCAGCUUUCUCAUUCGAGAAACACGCCGAGACCGAAGGCUUUGGCAAGAUGGCGAAGCGGAUGAAGUUCUCCGUCGUGGGGCUUCCGCACUAUACCGUGUGGCAUCUCUACGAACCCUCCGUGGACGAUCUGCGGCAUAUGGAGGAGAUGGAGCAAGAGAAGAAAGCGCGCGAGCAGCGAGAGAAAGACGAAGCAGAGCAGAAACAAAAGGCCAAAGUCGAGUUUGAGUACGUCGACGAGGACUGGGCCAAGGUGAAAGAAGGCAUGGCUGGAGAGGCUGCGAAACAUAAAGGAGCAGGGGCGACGGAAAGAGGCUACAAGACCGCCGCUGAACCGGAGCUGGAUCCUUGA
Messenger RNA from Cyphellophora attinorum, 1458 nucleotides. Its product is annotated as Mannan polymerase II complex ANP1 subunit. The coding region runs from base 1 to 1458 and encodes 485 amino acids. The transcript has 2 exons. Gene Ontology annotation, biological process: protein N-linked glycosylation; cell wall mannoprotein biosynthetic process. Gene Ontology annotation, molecular function: alpha-1,6-mannosyltransferase activity. NCBI's taxonomy places the organism in Eukaryota, Fungi, Ascomycota, Eurotiomycetes, Chaetothyriales, Cyphellophoraceae. The record is from RefSeq and is a predicted model, not a curated record. Gene Ontology annotation, cellular component: mannan polymerase complex.